Messenger RNA from Staurois parvus, 557 nucleotides. The record is from the annotation of a GenBank genome assembly. NCBI's taxonomy places the organism in Eukaryota, Metazoa, Chordata, Amphibia, Anura, Ranidae.
AUGGGGUAUGGGCGGUGAUCAGGACUCUGGUAUGGGGUAUGGCGGUGAUCAGGACACUGGUAUGGGGUAUGGCGGUGAUCAGGACUCUGGUAUGGGGUAUGGCGGUGAUCAGGACUCUGGUAUGGGGUAUGGCGGUGAUCAGGACUCUGGUAUGGGGUAUGGCGGUGAUCAGGACACUGGUAUGGGGUAUGGCAGUGAUCAGGACAUUGGUAUGGGGUAUGGCAGUGAUCAGGACGCUGGUAUGGGGUAUGACAGUGAUCAGGACGCUGGUAUGGGGUAUGACAGUGAUCAGGACAGUGGUAUGGGGUAUGGCGGUGAUCAGGACGCUGGUAUUGGGUAUGGCGGUGAUCAGGACACUGGUAUGGGGUAUGGUGGUGAUCAGGACACUGGUAUUGGGUAUGGCGGUGAUCAGGACACUGAUUUGGGUAUGGGGUGAUCAGGACACUGGUAUUGGGUAUGGCGGUGAUCAGGACACAGGUAUGGGGUAUGGUGGUGAUCAGGACGCUGGUAUGGGGUAUGGCGGUGAUCAGGACACGUUGGUAUGGGGUAUGGAGGUG